Zalophus californianus (California sea lion) is the source of this 2851-nucleotide messenger RNA. RefSeq names its product phospholipase A2 group VII (gene PLA2G7). Bases 1282 to 2604 code for a protein of 440 amino acids. Gene Ontology annotation, molecular function: 1-alkyl-2-acetylglycerophosphocholine esterase activity. Lineage: Eukaryota; Metazoa; Chordata; Mammalia; Carnivora; Otariidae. The transcript is spliced from 12 exons. The record is from RefSeq and is a predicted model, not a curated record.
AGGACCCUGGGAUCAUGACCUGAGCCGAAGGCAGACGCUUAACCGACUGAGCCACCCAAGCGUCCCCCCAUUUUUGUUUUUAAUGAUGAGCAGAAGUUGCAUCUCCAGAAGAGAACUGUUUGCAUCCCUGAAGUAUUGUCUAUUGCCUAGCUCUCUCAAACACAGAACUUACAUCGCAACCUAUACUCUGAAUAAUUCAGACUCCUAGUUUAUAGACUAUCUCUUCACUACAGUGCUGUAGAGUGCAGACUCGCUCACUCUUAUCGGAAGCUUGAUGGGCAGAGGGUGCUGGGGUAGCCAGGGUGGAUUACUGCCCACAGGAUCGGAUUUGAAGGACUUUGAAGGGCCUUUUUUCCUCCAAAGGAAAUAUAAAAUUUAGGAAUUUUCCUAAAGGAAAAUUUUCAGGGGCUUUGAUAGGAUGCCCCCAGGAGACCUUGGCUCAAAGAAAAAGGGCUGUUAUUUGGAAGUUGAUGAGGAAAGCCUCAUGAGCACACCAGAACCUCUUAGCAGUUUGUCAGACUAGGGAGCUGUUACCUUGAGAAGCCAAGUAAGGAGCUGAAAGGAGGGACAUUUCAUAGUAAGUCUUGAGAAGCAGGUGGUAGAGGACAAGAGGUAACCCAGGCCUUUUGAGGGCCCUAGCAGGCUACAGAGGGGAAGAAGACCAGUGAAUACAAAGUUCCCUGAGAAAUAUAGGAAAAAUGCUAAUUCUAACGCUUAGGGGUUGUUAGAGCCCUUAAUAAAACUAUAAGAUCUAUUCAGCAGAACGCCUAUGGACAAAGGGGGUGAUGAUCAAGGAUGCCUUUUCCUGUUCUUAUCUCAAGGUCUUGAUUGAUGCACUAGCUUUUAUUUCUUUAACAUUUAUUAAGCAACUACUUACCUAGGGGCAAGGCGUACUGGUAGCAAUGCAAAAUGAGUAUGCUAACAUUUGCCUUUAGCUACAUGCGAAAACACUGUUUAAUGUAUAUUAACCAUUUGAUCAUAUGGGUUACCAUUAUCCUCAGCCCCUUAUUAUGAGGAAAUAAGGCACAGGGGAUUCCAUAGUUUGCAGGGGGUCACACUACUAGCGUCAAGGCAAGGAUUCAGACCCAGGCAGUUGGGCUUUAGGCCCUGAAGCCCGCGUAAAUGACCCCUACCCACUUCAGUGUCUGGAGAAGUCACACCUGGUGCGAAAUCAUCAGGGCCUGUUUCUGGGCUACCUGGGAGCCCACACCAAAAAGAAGAUAGGAUCCUUCCUCCUCAUUCAAGAGAAGGUUAAGCUGAAACCACUGCUCAGCUUCCAAGAUGUUGCCACCCAAACUGCAUGCGCUUUUCUGCCUCUGCAGCUGCCUUGCAUUGGUCCAUCCUAUUGACUGGCAAGACCUAAAUCCUGCUGCCCAUAUUAGAUCAUCAGCAUGGGCCAAUGAGAUACGAGCCCUGAUGGCUGUUGCAAGCGUUGGCCAAUCUAAAAUUCCCAAAGGAAAUGGGCCUUAUUCUGUCGGUUGUACAGACUUGAUGUUUGAUCAUACUGAGAAGGGCACCUUCUUGCGUUUGUAUUAUCCUUCCCAAGAGGAUGACCACCACUCUGACACCCUUUGGAUCCCAAACAAAGAAUAUUUUUUUGGUCUUAGUAAAUACCUUGGAACACACUGGCUUAUGGGCAAAAUAUUGAGCUUAUUUUUUGGUUCAAUGACAACUCCCGCAGACUGGAAUUCCCCUCUGAGGACUGGUGAAAAAUAUCCACUAAUUGUUUUUUCUCAUGGUCUUGGAGCAUUCCGGACAAUUUAUUCUGCUAUUGGCAUUGAUCUGGCAUCACAUGGGUUCAUAGUUGCUGCUGUAGAACACAGAGAUGGAUCCGCCUCUGCGACUUACUAUUUCAAAGACCAGUCUGCAGCAGAAAUAGGGAACAAAUCUUGGCUCUAUCUUCAAAGCCUCAAAUCAGAGGAGGAGAUGCCCUUACGAAAUGAACAGGUACAGAAAAGAGCAAAGGAGUGUUCCCAAGCUCUCGAUUUGAUUCUGGACAUUGAUCGUGGAAGGCCAGUGAAGAAUGUAUUGGAUUUAGAGUUUGAGGUGGAGCAACUGAAGGACUCUAUCGACAGGAAUAAAAUAGCAGUAAUUGGACACUCUUUUGGUGGAGCCACAGUGAUUCAGACUCUUAGUGAAGACCAGAGAUUCAGGUGCGGGAUUGCCCUGGAUGCUUGGAUGCUUCCACUGGAUGAUGAGAUAUAUUCCAGAAUUCCUCAGCCCCUCUUUUUUAUCAACUCAGAACGGUUCCAGUAUCCUGCUAAUAUCGAAAAAAUGGAAAAAUGCUACUCACCUGGCAAAGAAAGAAAAAUGAUUACAAUCAGGGGUUCAGUCCAUCAGAAUUUUGCUGAUUUCACUUUUGCAACUGGCAAAAUAGUUGGAUACAUAUUCACCUUAAAAGGAGAUAUAGAUUCAAAUGUAGCACUUGAUCUUAGCAACAGAGCUUCAUUAGCAUUUUUACAAAAGCAUUUAGGACUGCAGAAAGAUUUUGAUCAGUGGGAUUCUUUGAUUGAAGGAGAAGAUGAUAAUCUUAUUCCAGGGACUAACAUUAACACAACCAGCCAACAUGUCACUCUACAGAACUCUAUAGGAACAGAGCAAUAGAAUUUAGAUUAAAAGCACUUUUUUAAAAGUCUUGUUUAAAAAUGGUCUGAAAGUAUGUGUGUGUGUGUGUAUGAUUUUAAUGUAUUUUCUCAAAUAAAUCAUAUUGUAAAAUGUAGACUAUACCAUAAAAGUGAUUGAAGCUUGGACUAGGAUUUUUUUCUUUAAAUGUGAGAAAGACAGAUGUAUAUCAAAACCAUGCCAGCCUAAAUUUUAAUUUUAGUAAAAUGAUGCUUUUUUAGUGUCAAAA